AUGCCGUCCCUCCACGCCAAUUUUUCAGAGGUGUUCGCGCGCCUAACACUCAGCAACAUUGGCGUAGCAGCUGGUUGCGCAUUUGCUGUAUCGGUCCUGUACCUUUACGUUCGCUCCCUGUACCUCGUCUUCUUCCAUCCUUUGAGUCGCAUUCCGGGCCCCAAAUAUGCCGCCUGUAGCAGACUUCCGUAUGUGCGUAACCAGCUGCGCGGCGACCUAGUGAAGUGGCUUCACUCCCUACAUCAGAAGUAUGGCGAUGUUGUACGCAUCGCCCCCGACGAGGUGUCGUUCAUCUCCGAUAUCUGGCAGGAUGUAUACGCCGCACACAAUGGCGAGAAGGCCACGAAGGGGACCUAUCUCAAGGACCGGCGGUGGUUUGCGGCGCCAUACAACAACACAUGGUCCAUACUCCAGGCGGACGCCGAAGCGCACCCGCGCAUGCGUAAAAUGAUGGCACCGGCCUUUUCCGACAAGGUGCUUCGUGAGCAGGAGUCAAUGAUCCAAGAGUACGUGGAGUUGUUUGUUCUUCGACUUCAUGAACAGACCGAAAACGAUUCAAAGGGUGUAGUCGAUAUGGUGAAAUGGUUCAACUUCUUCACGUUUGACAUCAUCGCCGACAUGACUUUCGGCGAGUCCUUCAACUGCCUUCGAGACAGCGACUACCAUCCCUGGGUCCGGAUGCUCUUCAAGUCCGUACGAGCAAUUUCUCUGAACAGCGCCAUUCGUCGGUACCCAUUGUUCCAGGCAAUUGUGAAGCGCUUGGCGCCAAAGAACCUGCUCGAGCAACGCCGACAGUUCAACCAGUUUGUAUUCGACCGAGUAGGCGAGCGACUUGCCUCUGAGUCAUCGCAUCCGGACCUCAUGUCCCACAUCAAGAAGUUCAAGGAUGAACCGAAGGGCAUGAACCGCGACGAGAUUGACAGCAAUGCCAACAUUUUGCUCGUCGCAGGCAGCGAGACGACUGCAACACUUCUGUCUGGGUGCACCUACAUGCUCCUGUCCAACCCAGAAGCUCUCGAGAAACUCACAAAGGAGGUUCGCGGAACGUUCCACCACUCGUCCGAGGCAACCAUCAAGGCGGUUAGCAACAUGCCUUAUCUCCACGCCGUUCUUUCUGAGGCGCUACGCAUUUACCCUCCGAGUCCUGCGGGCUUCAUGCGCAUUGUGCCGGGCAAUGGAGACAUGAUCGGAGGGCACUGGAUCCCUGGAGGCACCUCCGUUUCAGUCUCCCAGUGGCCAGCGAACCAUUCUGAGAGGAAUUUUACAAUGCCCAAUGCGUUCGUGCCUGAGCGCUUUCUCGGUGACACAAGGUUCGAAAAGGACAACAGCUCAGUCCUUAAUCCAUUCUCCGCAGGCCCUCGCAACUGCCUUGGCAAAUCGCUUGCCAACGUGGAGAUGCGAUUGAUCAUGGCAAGAUUGCUUCUGGACUUCGACCUCGAACUGAUUGAUCCAGCACACGACUGGCUUGACCAGAAAUCCUUCACACUGUGGGAGAAGCUCCCUCUGAUGGUUCGCCUCAAGCCAGUUCGCAGGUACACAUCCCCCACAUAA
Purpureocillium takamizusanense is the source of this 1551-nucleotide messenger RNA. RefSeq lists its product as uncharacterized. Lineage: Eukaryota; Fungi; Ascomycota; Sordariomycetes; Hypocreales; Ophiocordycipitaceae. Gene Ontology annotation, molecular function: oxidoreductase activity, acting on paired donors, with incorporation or reduction of molecular oxygen; monooxygenase activity; heme binding. Bases 1 to 1551 code for a protein of 516 amino acids. The record is from RefSeq and is a predicted model, not a curated record. The transcript is spliced from 5 exons.